AUGGCGUACCGGGCGGACGACGACUACGACUACCUCUUCAAGGUGGUGCUCAUCGGCGACUCGGGCGUCGGGAAAUCCAACCUCCUCACCCGGUUCACGCGCAACGAGUUCAGCCUGGAGUCAAAGUCCACAAUCGGGGUCGAGUUCGCCACCAGGAGCAUUAGGGUCGACGAUAAGGUCGUCAAGGCGCAGAUCUGGGAUACGGCUGGCCAAGAGAGGCUACUGCUUGCCCGCAACAGGGCGGUGGAUGGCCCAUGGAGGAUAUAUGGCAUAGGCAAGAUCUACGGAUAUCGUGCAAUUACAAGCGCAUAUUACAGAGGAGCUGUCGGUGCGCUUGUUGUGUAUGAUGUGACACGCCAUGUGACCUUCGAGAAUGUGGAGAGGUGGCUGAAGGAGCUCAAGGACCAUACCGAUGCUAACAUUGUGAUCAUGCUAGUCGGCAACAAGGCUGACCUGCGCCACUUGCGGGCUGUCUCUGUGGAGGAUGCCAAGGCAUUUGCGGAGAGGGAAUACACCUUUUUCAUGGAAACCUCUGCCCUGGAGUCCAUGAAUGUAGAGGACGCUUUCACUGAGGUGUUAACCCAGAUCUACCGAGUGGUCAGCAAGAAAGCUCUUGACAUCGGCGACGACCCUGCCGCUCCACCACGAGGGCAGACCAUCAACGUAGGGUCCAAAGACGAUGUCUCUGCCGUAAAGAAGGCUGGAUGCUGCUCAUCCUAA
Molecule: messenger RNA, 720 nt
Organism: Triticum turgidum subsp. durum (durum wheat)
Lineage: Eukaryota; Viridiplantae; Streptophyta; Magnoliopsida; Poales; Poaceae
Source: the annotation of a GenBank genome assembly